Salvelinus namaycush (lake trout) is the source of this 1770-nucleotide messenger RNA. RefSeq names its product mothers against decapentaplegic homolog 4-like. Bases 1 to 1770 code for a protein of 589 amino acids. The transcript is spliced from 11 exons. Gene Ontology annotation, molecular function: I-SMAD binding; RNA polymerase II cis-regulatory region sequence-specific DNA binding; DNA-binding transcription factor activity, RNA polymerase II-specific. The record is from RefSeq and is a predicted model, not a curated record. NCBI's taxonomy places the organism in Eukaryota, Metazoa, Chordata, Actinopteri, Salmoniformes, Salmonidae. Gene Ontology annotation, biological process: anatomical structure morphogenesis; BMP signaling pathway; cell differentiation. Gene Ontology annotation, cellular component: heteromeric SMAD protein complex.
AUGUCGGUAAACGCCCCCAGCAGCAAUGACGCCUGCCUGAGCAUCGUGCACAGCCUCAUGUGCCACCGGCAGGGUGGUGAGAAUGAGGGUUUCGCCAAGCGUGCCAUCGAGAGCCUGGUGAAGAAGCUCAAGGAGAAGAAGGACGAGCUGGACUCGCUCAUCACCGCCAUCACCACCAACGGUGUGCACCCCAGCAAGUGUGUCACCAUCCAGAGGACCCUGGACGGACGCCUGCAGGUUGCAGGGAGGAAAGGCUUCCCCCAUGUGAUCUACGCUCGACUAUGGCGCUGGCCAGACCUACACAAGAAUGAGCUAAAGCACGUCAAGUUCUGCCAAUACGCCUUCGACCUCAAAUAUGACAAUGUGUGUGUCAACCCCUACCACUAUGAGAGAGUGGUUUCGCCCGGCAUUGUUGGUCUCAGUCUCCAAAAUACAGGUGAGUCCCUCUCUCCUCUAGGCCCCCCUGGGAGGCUGAUCAAGGAGGAGUACAUUCAUGACUGUAUCCAGAUGGAUAUGCCACCAGGCAUGUCCCCGUCGGACCACCCCCACCCAGGGGUGCUCAAGCUACAGCCUCCGGACCACUAUGGCCAGCCUCUCCCGCCUCUGCAGCUCCCGCCGGAACCGCAGCGGGCCCCUCCGCCCAUCACCCUCUACCCCAACAUGCCCCUCUCGCCCACAGUGUCCGGCUCUAUGCUGCCUCUCCAGGGAGGUCACAGUGAGGGACUCCUACAGAUAGCCUCCCCUCUGGGUCAGGUCAUGACCACUAUGACCCCCACGCCGCCCCCCUCCACCCCAACACACGGGCUGCCACACGGGCCACCACAGAACCCCCAGCCACCCCAGCCCCUGCCUGGUCAGAAUGGAUACAACAGCUCCAAACACACACAGUCACAGGCUGCGUUCCACACAACUUGGACAGGUACUAGCACAGCCUCCUACACUCCUGUGGGACCACAACAACAGAAUGGGCGUGGCCACCAACAGCCUCCUCUCCACCAUCCAACCAGCUUCUGGUCUCAGCAUCAUGGCUCAGCCUCAUUUCCUCCCCCUGUGUCCAAUCAUCCAGGGCCAGAGUUCUGGUGCUCCAUCUCCUACUUUGAAAUGGAUGUCCAGGUGGGGGAGAUGUUCAAGGUGCCGGCUAGCUGCCCGGUGGUGACGGUGGACGGCUACGUGGACCCCUCAGGGGGUGACCGCUUCUGUUUGGGCCAGCUCAGCAACGUCCACCGCACCGACGCCAGCGAGAGAGCCAGGUUGCACAUAGGUAAAGGAGUGCAGCUGGAGUGUCGUGGCGAGGGAGACGUGUGGAUGCGCUGUAUGAGCGACCACGCCGUGUUCGUGCAGAGCUACUACUUGGAUCGAGAGGCAGGCAGAGCGCCAGGCGACGCAGUACACAAGAUCUACCCCGGCGCCUACAUCAAGGUGUUUGACCUGAGACAGUGUCACAGGCAAAUGCAGCAGCAGGCAGCUACAGCGCAGGCAGCGGCAGCAGCUCAGGCUGCCGCCGUGGCAGGCAACAUCCCUGGGCCAGGCAGCGUUGGAGGCAUAGCACCUGCAGUCAGUCUUUCUGCAGCAGCAGGGAUAGGUGUGGACGACCUCCGGAGGCUGUGUAUCCUGCGGCUGAGCUUUGUGAAGGGCUGGGGGCCCGACUACCCCCGGCAGAGCAUCAAAGAUACCCCCUGUUGGGUGGAGGUACACCUGCACCGGGCUCUGCAGCUGCUGGACGAGGUACUACACACCAUGCCCUUGGCCGACCCAGGACCCGCUAACUGA